Nycticebus coucang (slow loris) is the source of this 2362-nucleotide messenger RNA. It is a transcript of the gene FAF1, whose product is annotated as Fas associated factor 1. The transcript is spliced from 19 exons. Gene Ontology annotation, cellular component: endoplasmic reticulum; nucleus. Gene Ontology annotation, molecular function: NF-kappaB binding; ubiquitin binding. NCBI's taxonomy places the organism in Eukaryota, Metazoa, Chordata, Mammalia, Primates, Lorisidae. The record is from RefSeq and is a predicted model, not a curated record. The coding region runs from base 239 to 2188 and encodes 649 amino acids.
CGCGGGCUCCGCAGGGCGCAGGCGGGCGGCCGGGGCGCCUGAAGGUUACCAAGUGCAUGAGUGCCUAGCGCCUUCCGCGCUGCCCUGCCCGCCGGCCCGCCGGCCCGCCCGCCGGCUCGGCCGCCAGCCCCUCGGCGCCCGGCGGCGGCGGCGGCGGCGGCGACGACGGCCGCAGGAGGCGCCCUCUCCCUCCCAGGUGCGCGCUUCGUUCCCUCAGCCGCAGAACUCGGCGGCCGCCAUGGCGUCCAACAUGGACCGGGAGAUGAUCCUGGCGGAUUUUCAGGCAUGCACUGGCAUUGAAAACAUUGAUGAAGCUAUUACAUUGCUUGAACAAAACAACUGGGACUUAGUGGCAGCUAUCAAUGGUGUAAUACCCCAAGAAAAUGGCAUUCUACAAAGUGAAUAUGGAGGAGAGACCAUAACAGGACCUGCAUUUAAUCCAGCAAAUCAUCCAGCUCCAGCUCCUACUCCCUCUUCUUCGGCGUUUCGACCUGUAAUGCCAUCUAGGCAGAUUGUAGAAAGGCAACCUCGGAUGCUGGACUUCAGGGUUGAGUACAGAGACAGAAAUGUUGAUGUGGUACUUGAAGACAGCUGUACUGUUGGAGAGAUUAAGCAGAUUCUAGAAAAUGAGCUUCAGAUACCUAUGUCUAAAAUGCUGUUAAAAGGCUGGAAGACCGGGGAUGUAGAAGACAGUACGAUCCUAAAAUCGCUUCACUUGCCAAAAAACAACAGUCUUUAUGUUCUUACACCAGACUUGCCACCACCUUCAUCAUCUGGUCACGCUGGUGCCCUGCAGGAGUCAUUAAAUCAAAACUUCAUGCUGAUCAUCACCCACCGAGAAGUCCAGCGGGAGUACAACCUGAACUUCUCAGGAAGCAGUACUAUUCAAGAGGUAAAGAGAAAUGUGUAUGACCUUACGAGUAUCCCUGUUCGCCAUCAAUUAUGGGAAGGCUGGCCAACUUCUGCCACAGAUGACUCAAUGUGUCUUGCUGAAUCAGGGCUCUCUUAUCCUUGCCAUCGACUUACAGUGGGAAGAAGAUCUUCACCUGCACAGACUCAGGAGCAUUCAGAAGAACAAAGCACCGAUGUUCAUAUGGUUAGUGAUAGUGAUGGAGAUGACUUUGAAGAUGCUACAGAAUUUGGAGUGGAUGAUGGAGAAGUAUUCGGCAUGGCAUCAUCUGCCCUGAGAAAAUCUUCAAUGAUGCCAGAAAACGCAGAAAAUGAAGGAGAUGCCUUAUUACAAUUUACAGCAGAGUUUUCUUCAAGAUAUGGUGACUGCCAUCCUGUAUUUUUUAUUGGCUCAUUAGAAGCUGCUUUUCAAGAGGCCUUCUAUGUGAAAGCCCGAGAUAGAAAGCUUCUUGCUAUCUACCUCCACCAUGAUGAAAGUGUGUUAACCAACGUGUUCUGUUCACAAAUGCUUUGUGCUGAAUCCAUUGUUUCUUAUCUGAGUCAAAAUUUUAUAACCUGGGCGUGGGAUCUGACAAAGGAUGCCAACAGAGCAAGAUUUCUGACGAUGUGCAAUAGACAUUUUGGCAGCGUUGUUGCACAAACCAUUCGGACUCAAAAAACAGAUCAAUUUCCACUUUUCCUGAUUAUUAUGGGAAAGCGAUCAUCUAAUGAAGUGUUAAAUGUGAUACAAGGUAACACAACAGUGGAUGAGUUAAUGAUGAGACUCAUGGCUGCAAUGGAGAUCUUCACAGCCCAACAACAGGAAGAUAUAAAGGAUGAGGAUGAACGUGAAGCCAGAGAAAAUGUGAAAAGAGAGCAAGAUGAGGCCUAUCGCCUUUCACUUGAGGCUGACAGGGCAAAGAGGGAAGCUCAUGAGAGAGAGAUGGCAGAACAGUUUCGUUUGGAGCAGAUUCGCAAAGAACAAGAAGAAGAACGUGAGGCCAUCCGGCUCUCCUUAGAACAAGCCCUGCCUCCAGAGCCAAAGGAAGAAAAUGCUGAGCCUGUGAGCAAACUGCGGAUCCGGACCCCCAGUGGCGAAUUCCUGGAACGGCGUUUUCUGGCCAGCAAUAAGCUCCAGAUUGUCUUUGAUUUUGUAGCUUCCAAGGGAUUUCCGUGGGAUGAGUUCAAGUUACUGAGCACCUUUCCUAGGAGAGACAUAACUCAGCUGGACCCAAAUAAAUCAUUAUUGGAGGUAAACUUAUUCCCUCAAGAAACCCUUUUCCUUGAAGCAAAAGAGUAAACACAGCCCAGCGGUGGAACCAGCCAUUCCUUGACAAGCCAGUGGCCUGCAUCAAGAGAAGGGCUCCUCGCCAAUCCACCUACACGCUCGUCUCACUCAAUUCAAUGUCACACUUCUGCCUCUUGCAAGAUUGCUGGAAAAAAAGUAAUAAUAAACAUACUACUUAAAAUUUCC